Molecule: messenger RNA, 1826 nt
Organism: Klebsormidium nitens
Lineage: Eukaryota; Viridiplantae; Streptophyta; Klebsormidiophyceae; Klebsormidiales; Klebsormidiaceae
Source: the annotation of a GenBank genome assembly
AUGCGAUGUCUGCAAACAUUUCUGAAGUUCUGCCCACGGAUAAAUGGAGUGCCUGCAAGUGACACGAGUGCAUUCCCCUUUGCAGAAGCCCAAUGGUCCAAGAACCGCUGCUUUUCAAGCGCCCACCCGAAGGUCCUCGCCGAUCUACCUCCUUUCAUACAGCGCCAGUACGAGGAGCAAUUCCUCGUCACGCAUAGAGGAGCCUUGGACCGGGUGCUCUUCAACCUGGUGCAGGGGCUCACUAUUGCUGGGGUUGCCUUUGCUCUAUGCGCACGACUCAUCAAGGAGUCGCACGCGCUGCAGUUCUACGCUUGCAAGGAGACAUAUCUUCUUUACCACGAAGCUCUCCAGAAGAGCGAGAGGUCGUCCAUUAGGAACUUCUUUAAGCCUUCCAAUCCCGCAAGCGUAGGUCCCUCUUCCACUCAAGGGGCUGACCCCUCCCCCCCCCAGCCUGCACAAAUAACGCCCAUUCCUGACUUCGGCGAGUUUGAGUCCGGCACCGGAUACCGCAGCUACGUUCCAAGCACUGGUUACCUGACCAGUGUCUACCUCGCAGAGUUUGAGAGCCGCAAGCAGUGGAUUCACCAGCAGCUGGUGCAUGUUGACGGGCGAUAUGUGAAGCUGGACCAUACGUUCAAGGUAUGCAAAAUGAUCAGGACCGCGGAUGGGAAGAAGGCCUUUCUUGGGGUGAUGACCGUGAUGAACGAGUACGGUCAGAUUGUGUUCCAAAAGAUGACGCAGACGACAUCUCUCGACGAGGUUUCCGGCGACUUCCAGAAGAUCCGGGCUAGAUAUGCGGCCCAUGGCUUCCAGCCCAUGGAGAUCGCCUGGGUGGAUAAUCCCAGGACGACGUCUGCAAAAGUCAAGGCCUCUCUUGGGGUAGACUUGGUGCUGAACGACCCCUUGCACGCCCUGAUGCUUGUGUCGUGCACAAUUCCAGAUGACCAUAGUCUGAAAGGUUUGCUCAUGACCCGCAUGAGCCAGGCAAUGUUCAAGACAGUGGAAGGCGACAAGGCCCUACUGGUGGACUACCUUCGGAGGAGCGGGCUGUCAGAGGGGGAUAUUGCCAGGAAGCCGGCUGCAUAUUUCAAGCGGCACUGCCGGCGUGUCAUUCCGACCGCCACGGAGUUGGGAACUAGGCUGGACCAGGUCUUCCAGGGCCUCCAGUACGCGUACGACACGGCCACGGGCGUCACCCUGUUCAACAAGGCCACCACUCAAGCCUUCAUAAACGAGAUGUUCAUCCAAACCGGCACCUGGGGGGGGGGCAUUCCUUGCUACACAGCCAUCCGGGGCUCCAGCCAGCUCGAAGGCUAUCACCGCCACUUGGCACUUGUGCUCUCUGGCGCCAACAACUCCCCGCAGCUUGCCCACGCUCAGCUCUCCGACCACAAGGUCGAUUGGAACCGAAGAGCGGCAAUCACAAAGCGUGGGCAGCGCGAUUAUCUCAUCUCAGAUCUGCGCCGCAUCGAGCGUAUCAAAGCUGCGAGCGCAAGGCUGAACAUGGUGGACCCGUACCCUGAGUACGUGGUGCUCUGCUUCGACUCAAACGAGCUCUUUGGCUGCGAUGGUGUUCUUGCCGGGCUGGACGGGAACGCAGUAAGCAGCUUCGACAUGUUGAAGGAGGCGGAGCUGCCGAAGGUGGUGGAUGAUGGGGGUGCUUCACUGCUUGAGGUUGACUUUGACGAAAACAAAGAGCCCCUGGUUGCCCUCUUCAAACCAGAUGCGCCCCCAAUCGGAGUGCCAGUGGCCACCCCAUCUCCCACUGGAGCAACACGGCCGGCAGAGUUGGUCCCCCCCGGCGCUGCCGCGACGCCCCUCGCCGC